GCAGCCCUGACGUGGUCCCGACUCCAUCUCGUCAUUCCAGCGUCUCGGUCGAUUGCUUAUAAGAGAAUGGUUCGCGCGGGCCACGCUGCUUUCUCUCCCCAUCUACUCUCCACUAACUUCCAGCAUGGCCGUCGUCUGGGGGUUGGAUCUCCAUGAGAUCCAUUGGCGCAAAUUCAAGGGCUCUUACAUGUUCACCCGGGAAUAUCAUCUCCGUCGCACCAAGAUGAUUGUAUACCAGUUGGCGAUGAUACUCUGUGUCUGCUCCGAAUCCGUGGGAACCGCAGCCUUGUCUGACUACCUCGACCAACAAGACGAAAUCCAAAGCGGUCAUCCAGGGAUAUCCGUGUACAACAAUGACUUCAUCGGCGCCGCCUCGUAUAAUAUCUUUGUGGGCAUUGCAGUGGCAUUCAUCUUCGGUGGUGCCUUCUUCUUCGACCUCUUCUGGCCCGAACGUCACGAGAGCCGAUCCGUCCGGUUAGCAUGGAAGAUCUGCGCGGUAGUGGUGUCGGUGAUGAUGCUGAGCUCGGCUUUGACGAUGACGAUCGUCACUGCGACCGGCAGUGCCCGGAUCGAGGGAACCGAUCCGGCAACUGCUCGGGCAUUCUGGGAGGAUGCAUCCAAGAAGCCUUCGCUGAAAUAUCGAACCAACCCGAGAGCGCUCGCAUCGACGGUGCUGGCCUGGCCAGGAUGGGUGGGGACGGUCGCGGGUACUGUCAUUCUCUUCUUGUCGCAGCGACACGAUGACCAAUUUGGACCCAAGUCUGGCUACGGUCGACGACUGGAAGACGGCGCCGUGGGCGAUGGCGACGCCGAGGUCGCGGACAAACGAGUCCCGGGGGAAUGAAUCAUGCCGACAUUGUGUGUGAUUAUGUGCCGAAUUGUGAUGUGCAAUCAGAUAUGACUUGUACUUUUAUGAGCGAAGUGUAUAAUGACUUUUAAUGUUCUGUUAAUAGAGAUAGACAGUGAGCCAAUAGUUCCUGGUACGGACCUAUUCUGGCUUCCUUUUCAG
Aspergillus ibericus CBS 121593 is the source of this 1009-nucleotide messenger RNA. RefSeq lists its product as uncharacterized. The record is from RefSeq and is a predicted model, not a curated record. Bases 125 to 844 code for a protein of 239 amino acids. The transcript is spliced from 5 exons. Lineage: Eukaryota; Fungi; Ascomycota; Eurotiomycetes; Eurotiales; Aspergillaceae.